CUUCCUUUUGAUAUAAGCCAGCCAACCAGCCCUCAGUCAAGUAUCCCUGCUCUCUUCCUCUGUCCUUGAAACAUAACGCUACAGCCAGCCAUGGGAAAGGAAGUCGAGCCUGAAGCAGAGCCAUGCAUUGGCUUCCGUGAUGGUGUGUGCAAGUUCCUGGCUAUUCUCUUGGGGUCUUCGCUCAUCAUGGCUUUGUCCUACCAACCGUUCUUGUACACAGCUACAGCUGACACCUCCUCCUCCGAGAAUGCUGAGAUUCUAGCCGUGAUCGCUUCGACAGGACAAUGUGAUCUUUCUUCCGGAGAAUGGAUCCCUGACGCUCGAGAUCCAGCUUACAGCAACUCAACCUGCAGCUUCAUAUCUUCUUAUCAAGACUGCUUGACGAACGGCCGGCCUGACACUGGCUAUCUUCAAUGGAGGUGGAAGCCAUAUGGCUGUGAGUUGCCUCGAUUCGACGCAAACAAGUUCUUGAAUCGUAUGAGGAACAAAUCCUUGGGAUUUGUGGGUGAUUCAGUCUUCCGCAACCAGAUGGAGUCAUUGCUUUGCCUUCUCUCCGAGGUGGAAGAAGUUGUGCUGGUCUACCAUGACGAAACAUUUCAGACCAAAACAUGGCACCUGCCUUCUCACAACGUCACACUGGGGCUGAUUUGGGCUCCUUUCCUGAUCAAAUCUACGCAAGCCAUCUCCAAAAACCACCUCCAGCUUUAUCUCGACGUCCUCGACGAUACCUGGACGAGCCAAUACCACAAGUACGACUACGUGAUGAUUUCUGGUGGCCAGUGGUUCCUCAGAGAAACCAUAUUCUGGGAGAACAACACAGUCGUCGGUUGCCACUUGUGCACGGGGAUGAAUCUGACGGAACUCGGCAUGGACUAUUCUUAUCGGAGAGCACUCCGAUCUGUGUUGGACUUCGUGAGCAGCUCAGAGCACAAGCCACUGGUGGUUCUCAGGACCUGGACUCCCACCCACUUCGAGCAUGGGAUGUGGUACAAUGGGGGGAUCUGCAACAGAACGAAGCCUUACGAGGAGAGUGAGUACGCUGCUGACCCAGUGGAUGUUGUGAUGAGAGAAGUGGAGGAGGAGGGGUUCCAGGAAGGGGUGAGGAGUGGGCUGAGGCUGAGACUGCUUGACACUUACCAUCUCUCUACUCUGAGGCCAGAUGGGCAUCCAGGACCCUACAGGAGAUUCCACCCUGACAUUAGCAAGAAGCCACAGAACGACUGCCUUCACUGGUGCUUGCCUGGGGCAAUUGAUACCUGGAAUGACAUGCUUAUGGAGAUUCUGAUGGGCGAUGAAGAACUGAGAUCUGCUUUCUGAUGUUGUGAAGAUGAUUUCUCCUAUGUUUGGAUAGUGGAAUAAGAUAUGGCGUGAUCUUUAUGUGGCCAACGAGUGUUGUGUUCUUGUUCUUCACCGCUUUGCUGCUUGAGAAUGAAGUCAAUGGAAUGGCUUACGCAUUCUAGCCUUGUCAAUAUGAUUUCAGUGCCAUUUUUUGAUAUUAAUGAAUUCAGCUCAAUUUUGA
Messenger RNA from Musa acuminata AAA Group (dessert banana), 1519 nucleotides. RefSeq names its product protein trichome birefringence-like 26. The transcript is spliced from 3 exons. Gene Ontology annotation, molecular function: O-acetyltransferase activity. Gene Ontology annotation, cellular component: Golgi apparatus. The record is from RefSeq and is a predicted model, not a curated record. Bases 91 to 1317 code for a protein of 408 amino acids. Lineage: Eukaryota; Viridiplantae; Streptophyta; Magnoliopsida; Zingiberales; Musaceae.